Helicoverpa zea (corn earworm) is the source of this 868-nucleotide messenger RNA. RefSeq names its product loricrin-like (gene CPG15). The record is from RefSeq and is a predicted model, not a curated record. Bases 295 to 819 code for a protein of 174 amino acids. The transcript has 4 exons. NCBI's taxonomy places the organism in Eukaryota, Metazoa, Arthropoda, Insecta, Lepidoptera, Noctuidae.
AGUCUUUAAUCAGAUUUUCAAAUAGAAGUCCAGUGCUAUUUAGGUAGGAACAUCGAUUAAAAGAUCGAAACCAUGAUUAAAGCUCUGUGGGAUCAUACUAAUGUCUAGUAAAUCGCAAGUCCGGCAAAUCGCAGGGACAAUGGGUUGCGUCACUUGCGGCCGCGCAGCAGCUUCCGUUCGCCUCUUCACGGCUCUCGACGGCCGCGAGCGGAGCACCCGAGUGGGAGAUGCUACAUCACAUAUAUAAUGCGAUAACAACGACCCCUCAGCAAGCAGUUUGCUCUCAGCUUCACCAUGAAGGUGUUCGUCUGUCUGCUAGCAUUAGCGGUGGUCGCCAAGGCCGGCUACAUCAGUAGCGGAGGCUGGUCGGGCGGUGGUGGUGGCGGCGGUGGCUGGUCCGGUGGCGGUGGCGGUAGCGGCUGGUCCAGUGGUGGCGGUGGCGGCUACGGAGGCGGCGGCGGCUACGGCGGUGGUGGCGGCGGCGGCUGGAAGCUAGGAGGAGGUGGUGGCGGCGGCGGCUGGUCCGGCGGCGGCGGCGGCGGCGGCAGCGAGGUGAAAAUCAUCAAGAUCAUCACCACUGGAGGAGGCGGUGGCGGCGGAUACGGCGGUGGUGGCUGGUCCAGCGGCGGCGGCGGCGGCGGCGGCUGGAAGUCAGGCGGCGGCGGUAGUGGCUGGUCUAGCGGCGGCGGUGGCGGCUGGAAGUCUGGCGGCGGCGGCGGUGGCGGCUGGAGGUCCGGCGGCGGCGGUGGCGGCUGGAAGUCCGGUGGCGGCGGCGGCGGUGGCUGGUCCAGCGGCGGUGGCGGUGGCGGCUGGUGGUGAUUUCCUCACUACUAAUGUUAUAGCCAAAUUUCCGACAAUACAGUGAUAC